This is a messenger RNA of Ricinus communis (castor bean), 2045 nucleotides long. Its product is annotated as solanesyl diphosphate synthase 1, chloroplastic. The transcript is spliced from 6 exons. Gene Ontology annotation, cellular component: chloroplast. NCBI's taxonomy places the organism in Eukaryota, Viridiplantae, Streptophyta, Magnoliopsida, Malpighiales, Euphorbiaceae. The coding region runs from base 451 to 1713 and encodes 420 amino acids. The record is from RefSeq and is a predicted model, not a curated record. Gene Ontology annotation, biological process: plastoquinone biosynthetic process; isoprenoid biosynthetic process. Gene Ontology annotation, molecular function: prenyltransferase activity.
AUUUGAUUUGAUUUAGACCCGAAAAACGAGAGGCUGUUCCUUUGCCUCUUAUAAGUUUUUCUUCCUUACAGGAGCACAAAACAUACACAUACAUUGCUCAAUUUUGGUCCAAAGACACCAGUGGUCUCAACUCUUUCAAAACCAUAAGAAACACAAGACAAAAAUCAGUCUUAUGUGGUCUUAUCGGAUCCACUCAAUACAUAACUCAUACUUGUGUUGUCUGUACAAAAAGAAACUUCCAAACUGAAACACCCAUUUGACAUCUUGUAUUCUUUUUAUUUUUUCAAGCUUUUUUGAUAAUAAACCCACUAUCUCGCUUUUUUCUUGUUUCACUCCAGUUAAUUUGUCUCAUGGAAAAUUGAAUUGGAUUUGCUAUCUGGGUAUUUGAUUGGAGAGUGAAAUUUUGAUACUUCAUCUUUGUUAGAUUUGUUUCUGGUUCUUGUUAGAGAAAUGAUGUCAAUGACAUGUCAGAGUCUUGAUUUUGGGAGGACUGUACUUGAUUUGGCAGCUUGUGGGUGCUCUUCCAAUGCUUCAAUAGAUAGGUACUCAGUGAGGAAUUAUGCAAAGCCGGUUUUCAGGAGUUGUAAUAGAGACUAUGCUGCUAGAAGAUUGCUUUGUUGCCGGCGAGACUCUGCUAGAUGUAGAUUAUCCUCUACAAAGACCCCUGAGACUGUGCUUAAUGGAGUUGCUAAAGGUCCUGCAACAUUGUUGGAUUUGAAGGAGUCAAAAGGCCCAAUUUCAGUGAAAAACUUGUUUGAAGGGGUUGCUGGUGAUCUCCAGACUCUUAACCAAAACCUCCGGUUGAUUGUUGGUGCAGAAAAUCCAGUUUUGAUGUCUGCCGCUGAGCAGAUAUUUGGCGCUGGUGGGAAGAGGAUGCGGCCAGCUUUAGUAUUCCUAGUAGCAAGAGCCACAGCAGAAGUAAUAGGAUUGAAGGAACUUACAACAAAGCAUCGGCGUUUAGCAGAGAUCAUUGAGAUGAUCCAUACUGCAAGCUUAAUACACGAUGAUGUAUUAGAUGAAAGCAACAUGCGAAGAGGAAAGGAAACAGUUCAUCAACUCUAUGGUACAAGGGUGGCAAUACUGGCUGGGGACUUCAUGUUUGCUCAGUCCUCAUGGUACCUAGCAAAUCUUGAAAACAUUGAAGUCAUUAAGCUUAUCAGCCAGGUUAUUAAGGAUUUUGCAAGUGGUGAAAUAAAGCAGGCAUCUAGUUUGUUUGACUGUGAUGUUGAACUUGAGGAGUAUUUGAUCAAGAGCUAUUACAAAACCGCCUCUUUAAUCGCUGCUAGUACCAAAGGGGCAGCUAUUUUUAGUGGGGUGGACAGGAGUGUUGCUGAACAAAUGUAUGAAUAUGGCAAGAAUCUUGGUCUAUCCUUCCAAGUUGUUGAUGACAUACUGGAUUUUACACAGUCAGCCGAGCAGCUGGGAAAGCCAGCUGGCAGCGACCUGGCCAAGGGGAACCUGACUGCACCUGUUAUAUUUGCUCUAGAGAAAGAGACUAAACUUAGAGAAAUCAUCGAGUCAGAAUUCUGUGAGACGGGUUCUCUUGAUGAAGCUAUUGAGUUGGUGAAGCAGUGCGGGGGAAUUGAAAGAGCACAAGAACUAGCAAAGGAGAAAGCUGAUCUUGCAAUUCAGAAUCUUGAUUGUCUUCCUCGAGGAGCAUUCCGAUCAGCCCUUGAAGGAAUGGUAUUAUACAAUCUUGAACGAAUUGAUUAGUUAUAUACAUAUAUAUGUUCUUGUACAAUAUACCGCCCGAAAGGAAACAAAUAACUGGCGAGAAUUUACCCUGGCAAAUACUGAAGAAGCUUUAUGAGAAUCCUCUACCAGUGCAGCAAUUGUCCUGUGCAAACUAGGCAACUCCUGCUGAAGAGAAGCUGCUGGAGACUUUGUUGUAUAUUGAUAAAAGUCUAUGAUUCAGCUCAAAUAUAUUGUUUAUUCAACUACAGGUUUGACACAUUAUUCCCAAAGAAAAAUUGACUCUGGUUUAACUCUGAUGUUGAGAUUCUAAGGCCAUCAAUAAUGUCAAGCUGCAUUAUAUACUUUGGUUA